Messenger RNA from Fopius arisanus, 3681 nucleotides. It is a transcript of the gene Top3alpha, whose product is annotated as topoisomerase 3-alpha. Gene Ontology annotation, molecular function: DNA binding; zinc ion binding; DNA topoisomerase type I (single strand cut, ATP-independent) activity. Gene Ontology annotation, cellular component: chromosome; nucleus. Gene Ontology annotation, biological process: DNA topological change. The transcript has a single exon. Bases 201 to 3353 code for a protein of 1050 amino acids. The record is from RefSeq and is a predicted model, not a curated record. Lineage: Eukaryota; Metazoa; Arthropoda; Insecta; Hymenoptera; Braconidae.
UCAAAUGACCUUUUUUGUUUGAGUGAAAGACCGCCAAAUAUUGUUGACAUCUUAAACACGAGUAGAAUUUAAUAACAAAUCUGUGAUUUUCAAAGAUCACCCUAAUUGCUUCGAUGAACUAAUGAGUGUUUCUCUAAAGAUGUUUAUGAACUGUCCUGUUGAAAAUCGGAGACAAUCAUGGCUUAACCUCUAAAGGAAGUAUGCGGUUUCGAUUAUUCAGAAUUUGUCUGAGAAUCAGAAAAAAUUUUGAGGGAUACGCCAGGGGAUUUCACCUCAAUCCCUCAAAUUGUGAGAGAAAGUGUUCAGAGGAAGUUAUGAAGGUGUUGAAUGUUGCUGAGAAAAAUGAUGCAGCUAAGAAUAUCGCUGGGUUGUUAUCCAGAGGUGCAUCGAGACGAAGAGAAGGCUUAUCAAAAUUCAACAAAAUCUACGAAUUCGAGUGUAAUUUAUGGAAUCAGAACUGCAAGAUGGUGAUGACCUCGGUCUCGGGCCAUUUAUUAAAUCACGAAUUUUUGGGAUCAUACAGAAAGUGGCACGGAUGUCAUCCUCUCUCGCUUUUCGAUGCACCUGUAGCAAAACAAUGUUUAGACGAUAAUUACGUGAAGAUAAAAAAUACAAUCGAAAGGGAAGUGAGAACCUGCGGGGCUCUGAUCAUCUGGACCGAUUGUGAUAGAGAAGGAGAAAAUAUUGGAUAUGAGAUCAUCCAAGUGUGUCAGGCUGUCAAGCCGAAUAUCAGAAUUUAUAGGGCUAAAUUCUCCGAGAUCACAGCAACAUCGAUAAAUCGAGCGAUCCAAACCCUGGGGGAGCCGAACAAACAAGUAAGUGAUGCAGUGGACGUUCGUUCAGAACUGGACCUCCGAAUAGGGGCAGCCUUCACUCGAUUUCAAACCAUGCGCCUGCAGAAAGUCUUCCCUCGUACCCUCGCCGAGAUGUUGAUAAGUUACGGAAGCUGUCAGUUUCCAACUCUGGGAUUUGUCGUCGAGAGAUUUCUGGCCAUCGAGCGAUUCAAAUCCGAGCCUUACUGGAAGCUCAAGGUCAGCGACAAUCAUGACAACAUAAACGUCGACUUCCGCUGGGCUAGGCACAGAUUAUUCGAGAAAAUUCCAUGCCAGGUGUUUCUGGACAUGUGCCUGGAGAAUCCAGACGCUAAAGUAGAGAAGAUCACGACGAAACCUAAGAGUAAAUGGCGUCCAGUGCCGCUGGAUACUGUGGAGUUGGAGAAGCAGGGGUCGCGGAAGCUGCGAAUGAAUGCUAAGGAGACGAUGAAAAUUGCGGAGAGACUGUACACCCAGGGGCUUAUCAGUUAUCCAAGAACUGAAACCAAUAUUUUUCCACAGGGGUUGAACCUUCAACCCCUCGUGGAACAGCAGAUGAAUCAUCCCGAGUGGGGGAAUUUUGCUCAACGAGUACUCAAUGAUGGAAUUACCCCUCGACAAGGAAAGAAAAGUGAUCAGGCCCAUCCCCCCAUUCAUCCCACAAAAUUCAGCGAUUCACUCCAGGGGAAUGAGGCGAGAGUCUAUGAGUUUGUGGUGAGGCAUUUUCUUGCCUGCAUCUCGAAAAAUGCUGAGGGAUUUGAGACGACUGUUGACAUUGAUAUUGCUGGCGAAAAAUUCACGACAAAUGGACUGCAGAUCAUUGCGAAAAAUUAUCUGGAUGUCUAUAUUUACGAGAGGUGGAAUGCCAAGGAGAUUCAUCUUUAUGAGGAGCAGCAGGUCUUCAGGCCCACGGACAUAUCAAUGGUCGAGGAGAAUACCUCUCCUCCGAACCUCCUAACAGAAGCCGAUUUAAUUGCACUUAUGGAUAAACAUGGAAUCGGCACUGAUGCAACCCACGCCGAGCACAUCGACACGAUAAAAUCACGUGAAUACGUGGGUAUGCGAGAUAACCAAUAUCUCAUACCUGGAAAAUUGGGCAUUGGUCUGGUGAUGGGAUACGACAACAUGGGAUUCCAGAUGUCGAAGCCCAACCUCAGGGCUGAGCUUGAGAACGACUUGAAACUGAUCUGCGAGGGGCAAAAAACACCCCAGGAAGUUUUACAGACUCAAGUCAAUAAAUACAGAGAGGUCUUCAGAGUUGCACUGAAUCGUGCGAAUUUAAUUGACACAGCCCUGUCUGAGUAUCUGGACGAGAGGCCGAGUAAUGCUCCUGAGCUGGAGAUGACAGAGCCUCCUGAGGAGGUGACGGUAUUCAAAUGCCCCAAAUGUGGAUGCAACAUGACUCUGAAGGACAAACGACAAGGGAUGGGAAAGUACAUUGGUUGCAUGGGGUUUCCAGGCUGCAACAAUGCCAUUUGGUUCCCCGAUAGUGUGACUGCAGUGGAAGUUCUUCCAAACACCUGUAACAGGUGUCAGGGUUUCAGGAAGUUGAAGGUGAAAAUUCGACCUGGUGCUAUUCUAUUACUGGGCAAUGAAGUGGAGACGUGUAUUGGGGGUUGUAAUCAGAUGUUCAAUGAGAUCAUGGGAAUUCGAGAGGCCUGUAUCAGGAGGGGAGCUGGUCUUCCAGACAGUGGAUAUGGGACCAGUCAAAGAUCUACGCAGGAAUCUGCAUCAAGUGCCCCUGCAAGAUUGUCAAACGAAAACACUCGGCUUGCACCAAGACUUCCACCUCCACGUCCUCCAAACCCCCAGGGGCCCAGAAGACCCCCAGAAAAUCCCAGAAAUAAAAAACGCACUAAUGACGAGGGGCCUGAUCCCCCAGGCUCCAAGAAACCCAGAGUUGCAGCUCCCAGAUCGGCCAGCACCUCCCGAGACAACUCUUCCUCCUUCGUAUGCAAUUGUCAUCAGCCAGCACUGCAACUCACUGUACGAAAGGACGGGCCGAACCAAGGGAGACUAUUCUACAAAUGCUCCAAACCUCAAGGCACUGGCUGUGACUUCUUCCUCUGGGCUGACGAUGGAGAUCAUGGACAGGCUGAUCAAAGAAAUCAAGCACCACCACCACCCAGAGUGAGUAAUAAUGCGAGAAGAAUCGACGACUGGGACCCUGCCCCACAAGGUGGUGACGGAAAUCAACGUCAAGGGGAUGAUAAUGCCCCUCGGUGUCAGUGUGGAGAGCCAGCGAAGAAACUGACUGUCAGGAAAGAGGGGCCUAAUCAAGGGAGACAGUUCUGGGGCUGUCCUCAGGGGAUGGGGAGUUCUUGUAAAUUUUUUGAGUGGGCUGAUGACGAUGGGACGAAUAAUUCUGGGGGAUUCGGUGGCGGAGGAGGGGGUGGCGGAAGAGGCGGAAGAGGAGCAAGAGGUGGCAGGGGUGGACGAGGUGGCAGAGGUGGAACCGGUGUCAAGAGAAAAUGUGGUGUCUGUGGGGUUGAGGGUCACACGAAGAGGACUUGUCCGGAAAAUGCCAAUUCACAUCACUAGUCCAUAUUUAGUAGUUUAUUAUUUGUACAGAGAGUAAUUUUAUAUCACAUUUUUAUACGCCCAGUGCCUUAAUCAAGAAAAAUUGUGAUAAUUGUUGAUAAUUAUUUUCGAAAUCGCGAUAGUUGUUUCUUGAGAGUGUCGAUUUCGCCUUUUUGGUGCUCUGCUUCAACUGUUGUCUCUGUGAUCUGUAAAAAUGGUUUACGAAGUCGAUAUUUUAUUUAUUGACUUUGGUGUCUCGAGGAGGACGGAUUUCGGGAACGUCGGGAACUUCUUACCAUAUCUAGGAGCAGAUCGAAUUUUAUCUUCAAUAAAUUAUUUUCUUCUUCAA